This is a messenger RNA of Cajanus cajan (pigeon pea), 1113 nucleotides long. Its product is annotated as S-adenosyl-L-methionine-dependent methyltransferases superfamily protein. Gene Ontology annotation, molecular function: S-adenosylmethionine-dependent methyltransferase activity. NCBI's taxonomy places the organism in Eukaryota, Viridiplantae, Streptophyta, Magnoliopsida, Fabales, Fabaceae. The record is from RefSeq and is a predicted model, not a curated record.
ACGGGGGGACGGGGUGCAGGAAGCAAUUUUCCACAUGCUCUUACAACCAUUGGUUAGUUAUCCACAAGAAUAUGUGUAAUACUAAUGAUAAAACGAAACUAGUUUGCUUCUAAUUGAUCACGUUGCUUUUCAGUUUUCAUCCAAACUGAACAGCAACUUCUGAUUCCAAUUAUGCAAACCAAUCUGCAACUCAUCUCAUCACCUCAUGUGAGAACUUCAAUCAAAAUUGUGAGCACUUUAAACGAAAGCCACCAAAGCAAUCAUCAGCAACAACCCUUGUCAUCAGGAAAAAUUAAACGUCUUGUUCUCACCCAAGAAGGUAGAACAAAGCUCAACAUUUACCCCGAUAGAGACUUCUAUUCAUAUCCACGAUUUGUGACCCAUGUAGAUGAUGGCUUCAUUUCUACACUCACCAACCUUUACAGAGAGAGGUUGAGACCUGACACUGAGGUUCUUGAUCUCAUGAGCUCUUGGGUCAGCCAUCUACCCAGUGAUGUGAAGUACAAAAGAGUGGUGGGGCAUGGGUUGAAUGCACAAGAGCUUUCAAUGAAUCCAAGGCUGGAUUUUUUUGUUGUCAAGGAUCUCAACCAGGAUCAACGGUUUGAAUUUGAGAGUUGCAGUUUUGAUGCAGUGUUGUGCACGGUUAGUGUGCAGUAUCUGCAACAACCAGAGAAGGUAUUUGAAGAGGUGUUCCGGCUACUAAAGCCAGGAGGAGUGUUCAUAGUGAGUUUUAGCAACAGAAUGUUUUAUGAGAAAGCCAUAAGUGCAUGGAGGGAAGGGAGUGCUUAUAGUAGGGUACAACUUGUGGUUCAGUAUUUCCAAUCCGUGGAAGGUUUCACAGAGGCAGAGGUAGUUCGAAAUCUGCCAAAUGCUCAAGAGAACAAGUCACCAAUUGGUUGGAUCCUGAGGCUUUUUGGAUUGCUUUCAGGGUCAGAUCCCUUUUAUGCAGUCAUUGCUUACAGGAAUUUUAAGCCCAUACUUGAUGACUGAAAUAGAGGCUUGUUAUAGACUAAUAUAUAAAGGUAAAAAAUUUAUUGACAUAAACGGUAAUAGGUUGAGUUCGGAAUUUAAAUCUUGAUUUUGAAUAUAAAAUAGAUUAUAUUCGACGGAGAA